Molecule: messenger RNA, 1270 nt
Organism: Metopolophium dirhodum (rose-grain aphid)
Lineage: Eukaryota; Metazoa; Arthropoda; Insecta; Hemiptera; Aphididae
Exons: 3
Coding region: 1-954 (317 amino acids)
Cellular component (GO): cytoplasm; nucleus
Molecular function (GO): protein serine/threonine phosphatase activity
Source: RefSeq, a predicted model, not a curated record
AUGUCACGACGACGCUGUACCGACGACGACAUUGUCGACGGCCUGUUGGGCGCCGCGGGCCGCCUUUGCGAAGAACCGCGCUUACGGGCCCUGUGCGUGGACGCUCGGCGGGCGUUCCUCCGGCAACCCAUGCUGCUGCGGCUGCGGGCCCCUAUCAAAGUGGUCGGCGACUUACACGGCCAGUUCGGUGAUCUGCUUCGGGUGUUCGAAGUGGCCGGCCGGCCGCCGGCCGCCGACUUCCUGUUCCUGGGCGAUUUCGUAGACCGCGGCCCUCAGUCCGUCGAAGUGAUCACUCUACUGCUGGCGCUCAAGACUCGGUACCCGGAAAACGUUCACCUGCUCCGAGGGAACCACGAGUGCCGUACCGUGAACGUCCGGUACGGGUUCUACGGCGAGUGCCGGUCCCGGUACGGCCUGCUCACGGGCGCACGGCUGUGGCGAGCGUUCAACCGGACGUUCGACUGCAUGCCUGUGGCCGCGGUCAUCGGCGGUCUAAUAUUCUGCACGCACGGCGGCCUCAGCCCGGAUCUGCACCACAUGGCUCAGAUCGACCGGAUCCGGAGGCCCGCCACGGUGCCCAGGCGCGGUGUGCUGUGCGACCUGCUGUGGUCCGAUCCGGCCACGGGCCCGAUCCAAGGCUGGCGCAAGAACGUUCGCCGGAACGUGUCGUACGUGUUCGGCGCCGACCGGGUGGCCGAUUUCCUGUCCAGAUUCCGGUUCCAGUUGGUGGUCAGGGCUCAUCAGUGCGUGGAGGGAGGUUACCAAUUUUUCGCGGGCCGCAAGCUGGUGACCGUGUUCAGCGCACCCGAUUACAAUGGAUACGGUUUGCCGGGCGCCGUCAUGUCUGUGAACAAACACGUAGAGUGCAGUUUCCAGCUGAUACCGGUUGCAGGAGCAGCGCAGAACAAACGUUGGAUUGCAGGACGGAGGACGGCCAGCAAAAUACCAAAAUAAUCCCGUUGAACUUGAAGUGCGAAGGCGAUUUUUUUAAGAUGUUCAUAUUAUAUAGCACGCUAACCAGCAUGAGAUAUCAGAAUCCUUAAUUUUUAAAUUUUUUACAGCAGGUGAACACUGCAAGAUAUAUCACGCGUGAUAUCGAAAACUACGAAAGAAAGAAAAUUAAUAUAUUUUUUAGAAAAUCUAAUAAACUUUUUAACAUACAUUGUCGCUUGCUGCAUAUAAUAAUAUGUACAUCGGAAUCCUAAUUAAAAGGAUUUUCGUUAUUAUUAAAUCCAUAAUAUACUAUCGUGCAGCGCGGAAAAAGGACGGC